Molecule: messenger RNA, 3528 nt
Organism: Anguilla anguilla (European eel)
Lineage: Eukaryota; Metazoa; Chordata; Actinopteri; Anguilliformes; Anguillidae
Product: far upstream element-binding protein 2-like
Exons: 18
Coding region: 323-2365 (680 amino acids)
Biological process (GO): regulation of DNA-templated transcription
Cellular component (GO): cytoplasm; nucleus
Molecular function (GO): mRNA binding
Source: RefSeq, a predicted model, not a curated record
AUGGGACGGUGCCUUGAUUUAAUCUGUUUUUAAAUGUCUGGCGUUUUUUUUCUCGAAGGCUGAAGGCACUUGUUGCUGAAGGUGAAAAUCGACUCGAGGUUUUGCGUUUGCGCCCUUCACUGUGUUUUUGUUUUGGCCGCUCACGGGAGAAAGCCGAAUAAACUCAAGAUGUGUUUCUGUUAAACUCCCGCCCCCAUUCCACCAUCACAACCUCCUCGCCCCUCCCCGACUCUUGCCUUUUCGUCUUCCCGCUUCUGCGCACCUCGACCCGGCCUAAACUGCCUGCUUCGAAUCGACAGCCCCCCGUCGCAACACGACUAGCAUGUCGGAAUACAGCGCGGUGCCUCAGCCCGGGGCUGGAGCACCUCUCGGUGGGCAGUCAGCCCUGGGGGUCGGUGGCGGGAUAAAGAAAGAUGCCUUUGCAGACGCGGUACAGCGAGCUCGCCAGAUCGCGGCGAAGAUCGGUGGAGAUGCAGGAGGAGGGGCCCCCUCUAUGAACAACAGUAGCCCUGUAGAGAGCUUCCCCUUCACAGCACAGAAACGGCAGCUGGAGGACGCAGAACAGCCAGACAGCAAGAAAAUGGCCCCUCAGAGUGACCGGGACACUGCCACCGCUCUGUCCAUCAGAGCCCAGCUGGCAGCCCUGGCCCAACAGAGUCGGCCAACAACCACCACAGAAGACUACAGUGUCCCUGAUGGCAUGGUCGGACUCAUUAUUGGUCGAGGAGGAGAGCAGAUCAAUAAGAUCCAGCAGGACUCUGGCUGCAAGGUCCAGAUCGCGCCAGACAGCGGAGGUCUUCCAGAAAGGAGUGUUUCUCUCACAGGGUCUCCAGACUCCAUACAGAAAGCGAAAAUGCUCCUGGACGAGAUCGUGUCCCGAGGCAGGGGCACGCCCCCGUCCUCCUUCCACGAGUCCACCAACGGCCAGAGCGGCUCCGUCCAGGAGAUGAUGAUCCCGGCGGGGAAGGCGGGGCUCAUCAUCGGGAAGGGAGGAGAGACCAUCAAACAGCUGCAGGAGCGGGCGGGGGUGAAGAUGAUUCUGAUCCAGGACGGGUCCCAAUGUCCCAACGUGGACAAACCCCUGCGCAUCAUCGGAGAGCCCUACAAAGUGCAGCAUGCGAGGGAGCUGGUGCAGGAGAUCCUGUGUGAGAAAGACCACCCAGGAUUUGGGGAGCGGAGCGAGUACGGGUCCCGCAUGGGGGGAGGCGGAAUCGACGUCCCCGUCCCGCGCCACUCGGUCGGCGUGGUGAUUGGCCGCAACGGAGAAAUGAUUAAGAAGAUUCAAAAUGACGCCGGCGUGAGGAUACAGUUUAAACCAGACGACGGCGUGGGGCCGGACAAAGUGGCGCACAUCAUGGGCCCCCCCGAGCGCUGUGACCACGCCGCCAGCAUCAUCACCGACCUGCUGCAGAGCAUCCGGGCCCGAGAGGAAGGACAGGGGGGCCCCCCGGGGCCGCCCGGUCCUGGAAUGCCCCCGGGCAGGGGUAGGGGCCGGGGACAGGGCAACUGGGGCCCCCCUGGGGGGGAGGUGACCUUCUCCAUCCCCAGCCACAAGUGCGGCCUGGUGAUCGGGCGGGGCGGGGAGAACGUCAAGGCCAUCAACCAGCAGACGGGCGCCUUCGUGGAGAUCUCCCGCCAGCUGCCCCCCAACGGAGACCCCAACUUCAAGCUCUUCAUCAUCCGGGGCUCCCCGCAGCAGAUCGACCACGCCAAGCAGCUCAUCGAGGACAAAAUCGAGGGCCCGCUCUGUCCUGUGGGCCCUGGUCCCGGUGGCCCCGGCCCCUCCGGUCCUAUGGGCCCCUACAACCCAAAUCCCUACAACCAGGGGCCUCCCGGAGGUCCUGGCCCACACGGCCCCCCGCCUCCUCAUCAGUACCCCCCCCAGGGCUGGGGUAACGCGUACCAGCAGUGGCAGCCCCCGGGACCCCACGACCCCAGUAAGGCGGCUGCGGCGGACCCCAAUGCCGCCUGGGCCGCGUACUACGCCCAGUAUUACCAGCAGCCCCCCGGCGCGGUGCCCGGGCAGCCCCCUGCCGCGCCCUCAGGUGCCCCCGCCCCCGCCGAGCAGCCCCAGGCCGGACAGACCCCCGGGGGCCCGCCGGACUACACCAAGGCCUGGGAGGAGUACUACAAAAAGAUGGCUCAGGCAGGUGGUGGUGCACAGGCAGCAGCGGCAGCAGCAGGCCCUGCCUCGGGCGGUGCUCAGCCUGACUACAGUGCAGCGUGGGCGGAGUACUACAGGCAGCAGGCUGCUUACUACGGGCAGCCAGGGGCCCAGCCAGCCGGCCAGCCCGCCGCGCCACAGCAAGGGCAGCAGGUACUACGCAGUGAGUGGAGCCCUUCAGACUUUGUGUUAGAGGAGUGAGAGGGACCGAGACGCCAUCCAGCGCAGCCCAGCCAGUCGUCUGGACUCCUUUUUCAUUUUUAUUUCGUUAUUAUUUUUUACUUCUCGUUUUGUUUUGAGGGAAGCAGUGACCUCAGUGCCCAGCCUCUUUCCGUGUCUCUUCGAUGCAGAUCACUUUUUAAGAAAAAAAUGUGAAAAAGGACAAAAAUCUUUCUUCUCUGCUGAAAGAGAUGAACUUGGAGAGACCCGCAGGCCUGCGUUUUGGUUUCAGUUGCGUCCUUGAUCGUCAACCCCCCUUCCCCCCCGUCCCACGGCCCACAUCCCACCCUCUCGAGAACAUUACACAACCGUAGACUUGGCAUCCUGAUCCACUGGCGGACUGAGCCGUCCACCGACCCACCAAUCAGCUGCCUGCACUUUCCUGCUGUUUAAUUCCCUUAGAGACCGUGGCCUCUGCCAGUACUGCAUUUACCCAGGCUAUCGCCAGCGUGUAGAAAUCCAGUCCUGGUUUUUCUCCUUUGUUUGUUUUUGUUUUGUCAUGGCAAAUAAGAUGGCACGGGGGGGGAAUAAGUAAUAAACCUUAUGUUGCUUUUAAGAUGUGAUUUUAUUUUAUGCCCCCUUUUAAAAAAGAAAUUACACCACCCCCACCACCAAUUUUGAGUUGGAACAUUCCCAUCAAUGCAGUCACUGGUUCUCCAUCAGUUUUUGACCAUUUAAUUUUGUGUGGGGACAAGGGGUGUUUUUGUGUGUGUGUGUGUUUUGUUUACGUGUGUACGUGCCUGUGUGUGUGCGUGGUUACAUGUCUUUGUACAUGUGUGUAUGCGUGAUUGAGUGUGAUUGAGUGUGGGGUGUGGAUGCAUGUUUAAUAGUGUCCGUAUGGAUGUAUACUUGCAGAUGCAUAUAAUUGUGUGUGUGGUAUAUGGCUUUGUGUACUAUGGUACAUGGUACGUUUGUGUUUGGUCGUGAUGACUGUGUCACCCACAUGGGACCUCCUUGUGCUCCAACUCCAACCUUGUGCUUUGAUUGCUGUUUUUGUCCGGGAAAGGAAAGAUUUAUUUUUUUGUUUUCCCCAUUAUUUCUUGUUCUGAGAAGUCAUGAUGUUAUAUAUUGUAUGCUUGGGUUUUACUUUUUACUGCUUGUUUUUAAAAACUUCACAAAUAAAAGAUGAUAUUGAGACCUCCCAA